UGUUAUGAUUUACAUGUGGGAUUUGGUUAGUAGAUACCUCCACAAUACAAACCUAUCCAUUAUCCAAACAUAUUAAUUUCCUUCAAUGCCAAAAAAUUUUAUUUGAAUAAAAUAGUCAUUUAUUAAAUUAAUAAACAAAUAAAAAGAAAACAUAGUUGGACUUUCUUAGACCUUUUAAAAUUCGGCAUCAAGAAUAAAGAAAAAAAACCUUUCAAAAUUCAAAGUCUCAUCAAACUCAUUCCUCAAGAAAGACUCUCUCUCUCUCUCUAUGAAGAAGCUCUGCCGGAAAGGAACCGUUCAUCCGUCGCCGGCGCCGGCGAUAAAGACCGACGACCAGUUUCUCUCUCUCCUCCCCGUGGCUAUCCUCUCUCUUGUGGCGGCGCUUUCGGCUGAAGACCGUGAAGUUCUUGCUUACCUCAUCUCAAACUCCGGCGACUCAAAUCGUUUCUCUCACCUCAAGAAAAACAAAACCCACAAAGCAAGCAAAGAAGAUAAUCAACACUCUCCUCUUUUCGUCUGUGAUUGUUUUAGCUGCUACACGAGUUACUGGGUCAGAUGGGACUCGUCACCGAGUCGCCAACUCAUUCACGAGAUCAUCGACGCCUUCGAAGAUAGUUUGGAGAUGAAAAAGAGGAAGAAAGAUCGGAGAAAACGAUCGGGAAAAGCUUCUGUACGAGUUGACUCGGUUGGACCGAGUCGACUCAGUGAGUUGGGUUCGAGUUCGGCCGAGUUUGUUGGUGGUGACUCGGGGAAAGAUGGAAAUUGCGGUGGUGAAGAGGCGGAGAAGGAGAAAGGCUCCGUUGGAAAGGUUUUGAGUUUCAUUGGUCAGAGAUUUUUGGGAGUUUGGGGAUAAGGAAAUUUCCAAACAUUUUGGUGGAAAAAAUGAUGAAAUUUACAAAAAGACAAAAUAAAAUAAGCUAUAGUUUGUUUUUGUAACAUUUUAUUUCUGGCUCAAGCUUUUUUCCAGAAAUUUUAUUUUCUUUUGCAUUUCCUUCAGUUUUUUUUUUUUUUCCUUUGAAAGGGGUUUAGUACUUCAUGUAAUAUAGAUGUUUAUUAACUACCCUGUAAUUUUUCAAGUUUAGGAGUCACUGUAUUAUAUACACCUAAAUGAAAUAAAUUUGUAUCAUAGGAAAUAAUUACA
Molecule: messenger RNA, 1141 nt
Organism: Arabidopsis lyrata subsp. lyrata
Lineage: Eukaryota; Viridiplantae; Streptophyta; Magnoliopsida; Brassicales; Brassicaceae
Exons: 1
Coding region: 269-853 (194 amino acids)
Source: RefSeq, a predicted model, not a curated record